CUAUUUUAAUUAUCAUGAGAUGAUGUGAAUUGAAAGAGCGUCACAAUUAUUAUUUUCUUAUCGCCAAGUGAUAUUCUGACAUUUUGCGCUAUCAAGCGUCAUCCUUGUUGCACAAGGCCAGCCCAGCCCAAACAAUCUUACCAAGGCAACCUCAAGAGUCAAAACAAACGGUGACGAUUCUAAUCAUUUACAAAGAACAACACGACCAACAAUCAAUUUUCUACAUCGAACUGAAUCGCAUCAAAUCGCAUCUCAUUCAUCACUUCAAUUGAUCAUGGCACCGCCUCUCGAACUGUCGAUACCCAGCACAAUUCUCUCGAGUGCUCCUAAUGAAAAACCCUACACGCUCUACAAUAUUACAUUACGUCUCCCCCUCCGAACCUUCGUCGUUCAAAAACGCUACUCCGACUUUGUGACUCUCCAUUCGUCCCUCUGCGCCCAAGUUUCCGAUGCUCCUCCUUCCCCCCUUCCCGCAAAAACAUGGUUCAAAAGCACCGUCAACUCUCCUGAACUAACAGAAGACCGUCGUCGCGGUCUCGAAACAUAUCUCCGUAGCAUUGCCGAAAAUCCCGAUCGUCGAUGGAGAGAAACGAGUAUUUGGCGACAAUUUUUAAAUCUGCCUAGUAAUAGUGGGAAUGGAAGUUUGAGUAGUGCGAGAGAGGGACUUAUUGCUGCGAAUCAGAGAGGUGUGGGUGGUAAUGCUGAGGUCAUGGCUGAUCCUCAGAUUUGGUUGGACGUUCAUCGCGAAUUGAAGGCGCAGUUGCAUGAUGCGAGAUUGUUUUUGGGGAGGAGGGAUGGCGCGAAUACGGCGGCGGGUCAGUAUGAGGCGGGCGCGAAUGCGAAGAGGUGUUUGGUGAAGGCUGGGGGGUUACUUAAGGAUUUGGAGGAUGGGCUGAAGGUUAUGGGGGAGGGGGAGAAGAAUGGGAGAGGAGAGGCAAGGGUUGGUGCAGGUGAAUUGAGGAGGAGGAGAGAUUUGUUGGGGAGUGCGAAGGUGGAAAAGGAGGGAUUGGAAAAAUUGGCUGUUACAUUGGCGAUUAAAAAUCAGGCAGGUUCGAGUUCUGGAAAUGGUAAUGCGGCGGCAACUCAAGCGGAUAAAAGCGCAUUAUUUGGACCAGGAGUAUCCCGACCCAGUGGAAGAGUUCUCGGCGCACCGGUUCCCGAAACGGACAAAACGAGAGAAUUGGAUAAUGAGGGAGUGUUACAAUUACAAAAGGAAAUGAUGCAGAAUCAAGAUAUGGAUGUGGAAGAACUAGCCAAGAUUGUGAGAAGACAGAAAGAAAUGGGAUUAGCUAUUCAUGGAGAAUUGGAAUUGCAGAAUGAGAUGUUGAAGAGAGUGGAUGAGGAUGCUGAUAGAGUUAAAGGGAAAAUUAAUAUUGCAAAGAAGAGACUUGGAAAGAUUCGUUAGACUUUGAUACAGACAGAAGAUACAUACAUAGUGUACGAACGGAAGGUAUGGAAGGUGUGGAAGGUAUAUGAUAGGGUAUUUGAUAUUUAUUGGAUGCAGCAUGCAUGGCGUUUAUGGAUUUACUUGCUCGCUAUUUCGAUGCAUAGGAAUUGGGAUUGAAUGGGAUGGGUGGAUUGGAAUGGGUUGAAAUGGGAUGGACACGGGGAAAUAUUUGUAUAUUGUAAGAUUACUUUUUAAUAUAGUUAGUUAAUUGUGGAUGCUAGAUGGGUAGUAUGUGUAUAUGUAUGGGUAGGUAGUUUGAUAAUAUAAGUAGGUAUUUAA
Messenger RNA from Sclerotinia trifoliorum, 1726 nucleotides. Lineage: Eukaryota; Fungi; Ascomycota; Leotiomycetes; Helotiales; Sclerotiniaceae. The record is from the annotation of a GenBank genome assembly.